Messenger RNA from Episyrphus balteatus (marmalade hoverfly), 1563 nucleotides. RefSeq names its product regucalcin-like. Gene Ontology annotation, biological process: L-ascorbic acid biosynthetic process. Bases 314 to 1225 code for a protein of 303 amino acids. The record is from RefSeq and is a predicted model, not a curated record. The transcript has 4 exons. Gene Ontology annotation, molecular function: calcium ion binding; gluconolactonase activity. Lineage: Eukaryota; Metazoa; Arthropoda; Insecta; Diptera; Syrphidae.
UUGAUCGUUAUACUACUCUGGCAAUUCUAGUUUAUAGUCUCAGUGGAAUCUUUUGCUGUUUAGUUUGAGUGAAUUUUCAUUGCUAACUAAAUCCAUAUAUUUGGGCAUUUCUCCAUUUCUUUUGGAUAUUUCAAACAAAUAUAAAAAAAACUGAUGCGAUUGAGACAAAACUGAGAAGUGGUAAAUGAUUGAUCGACAUCACUUCAUUGCUAUUUAACAUUUCAGUCACCUCACUAUUCUCCUUUUAGUUUUCAUUCAUUGGCAUAGUCAUCAUAUGUGUCUCUGAAUCUUAUUUUAAUGAAUUUGCUUUCAAAUGGCUUACCAAGUAGAACCGUUACCAAAUUCUUACGCUUUGUUAGGCGAGGGACCACAUUGGGACAUUGAAAAACAAAGUUUGUACUUUGUCGACAUCGAGCACGCUCAAGUGCUACGCUAUGACUAUGCACAGAACUGGAUAUACAGAUGUCAGAUUGAAAAUGAAAAAUACGCAUCUUUUAUUAUACCAAUUGAAGGAGCUAUCAACAAAUUCAUAGUUGGUAUUGGACGUCGUGUUGGCAUCAUAAAUUGGGAUGGUAUUUCAAAAACUUGCAAAGUAGAAAAAGAUGUUUUCACUGUUGAACAAGGAGAUUCCAAUUUCAUUAACAAUCGAAUCAACGAUGGGAAAUGUGAUCCACGAGGACGCCUUUUUACUGGAACCAUGUAUUCAGAUAUUAUUGUACAAAAACGUACUGGAAAUUUUUAUAAAAUGGAGGAGAAUGGCAAUUACAAGCUAUUGUUUGAUAACAUUGGCAUUUCAAAUGGACUUGCAUGGAAUGAGAAAAUUAAUAAAUCUUAUUAUAUCGAUUCGUAUGACUACAAAGUACGAGAAUAUGACUAUGAUUUAAACACUGGCAGCUUCAAAAAUCCUAUGACUGUUUUCAAUCUAGACCUUCAAGAUAAAAUGAUUGCACCUGAUGGAAUGACUAUAGAUUCUGAGGGAUUUCUUUAUGUUGCUAUAUUUGGAGGAUCAUCCGUUUUGAAAAUUCACCCAAAAAAUGGUAAAGUUUUGCUGAAUAUUAAAAUACCAUGUGAAUCAGUCACGUCUGUAGCUUUUGGAGGACCUAAUUUGGAUAUAUUGUUUGUGACUACAUCCGCGCUAUUUGAUAAACCAAGUCCAGCUGGUACUACAUACAAAGUAACUGGAAUUGGCGCGAAAGGUCUUCCAAUGGCGAAGUGUCAACUUUAGUAAUAGAUUACACUGGGUAAAAAUAUAAUGACAAAUUACUUUCUGGUUUAAUAUAAUAUGUGAAACACCAUUUUGAGUAAUAUUUCUAUUGACAAAAGUGCAUAUCGAUGGUCCUUUUUUGCAGCAUCUCAAAAACUCAUUUUUAAAUGCGCCGAGGUAUAUUACCGAAGAUAUUCACAGGGACCUUGAAUCUCUACAGUUAUUAUAAGAAAAUCAUGAAAACAUCUCCUUGACAGCUGACUUCCAAACAAACUAUGCCAUAAAAUUUCUUGCAUAACAAACCAUUUUUGAAGUGAAAACUUCUUUAGUAUCGUAGUGAUUUGAAGUAAGAUGAAACG